Messenger RNA from Momordica charantia (bitter melon), 1221 nucleotides. RefSeq names its product NAD(P)-binding Rossmann-fold superfamily protein. Gene Ontology annotation, molecular function: oxidoreductase activity. Gene Ontology annotation, cellular component: membrane. NCBI's taxonomy places the organism in Eukaryota, Viridiplantae, Streptophyta, Magnoliopsida, Cucurbitales, Cucurbitaceae. The record is from RefSeq and is a predicted model, not a curated record.
GCCCAGCGUUCAUUCCAUCUCCAAGUGAGACUUGAGAGAAGUGAAGAAUGCUAGUUAUCGUCUUUUGCUCUGUCUCUCUCGUCCUCGUUCUUCUCUUGUUCAGAUUCGCUACCGGUCAUGGCGACUUCACUUUAAUGUCCAAAAAGCAUGUCAAGCGAGAGGAAAUUGAAGAUAAGGUCGUUUGGAUUACUGGUGCUAGCCGAGGAAUUGGGGAGGUUCUUGCAAAACAACUUGCUGGUUUAGGGGCCAAGCUCAUCAUUUCUGCUCGGGAUGAAGCUGGGUUGGAGAGAGUGAAGAAACAGCUCUCUGGUAAAUUUGCACCUAAUGACGUGAAAGUUUUACCUUUAGAUUUGGCAUCCGGGGAAAAUAAGUUGAAAGAGGCUGUAGAGAUAGCAGAAUCCCUUUUUCCCGGUGGUGUAGAUUAUUUGAUCCAUAAUGCUGCUUUUGAGCGUCCAAAAACAACAGCUUUGGAUGUAUCAGAGGAAAGUCUGAAGACAACGUUUGACGUUAAUGUUCUGGGGACCAUAUCUCUCACUCGGCUUCUUGCACCUUUUAUGUUACGUCGAGGACGAGGUCAUUUUGUUGUUAUGAGCAGUGCUGCUGGAAAGACACCUGCACCAGGACAGGCUGUAUAUUCUGCAUCGAAGCAUGCUCUGAACGGUUAUUUUCAUUCUUUACGAUCAGAGCUCUACCAUAAAGGAAUUAGAGUGACUGUUGUUUGUCCUGGACCGAUCGAAACAUCAAACAGCUCAAGUUCAGAAGCUAUGGGGAAGAAAGGUGUAUCUGAGAAACGGCUUUCAUCAGAAAGAUGUGCUGAGCUAACAAUUAUUGCUGCUAGCCAUAAUCUUAAAGAAGUUUGGAUAUCAUAUCAGCCCGUCCUCGCUGUUAUGUAUUUGGUCCAAUACAUGCCAACAAUCGGCUACUGGCUCAUGGAUAAGAUCGGCGGGAAUCGUGUUGAAGCGGCUGCUAAGAAGGGCAACACGUACUCGUUGAGUUUGUUAUUUGGGAAGAAAAAGUCAUCUUAAUGCAUGACUUUGACAUCUUUUGUUUGACUUCAAUAUCAUGUGGUGUGAAGAUUUGAACUUCUGACAUUUUGGUGGAUAAUAAGUUUGAACAUUUUGGUUGUUAAUAUGUAUUAACUAGUUCAACUAAAAGUUGACUGUGCGACUCGACCUUCCUGUACGUAGCAUGAUAGAUAAAAAUAUAUUUUUUGUGAGUAAA